Messenger RNA from Rubroshorea leprosula, 407 nucleotides. The record is from the annotation of a GenBank genome assembly. Lineage: Eukaryota; Viridiplantae; Streptophyta; Magnoliopsida; Malvales; Dipterocarpaceae.
GGAAGCCCCCCGAUAUUUUUUUUUAAAUCAUGACUUAUUACCGUGGAAGGUGGUGUUGCUGGAGACAAGACUACCACUGUGUGGGUGUGGGAUGAUACAGCAUAGGGAGAUCCAUUUUCAGUUGACUCAUCUGUCUUCAUUGCAAAGAACAUCACCUUCAAGAACAAAUCACCAUCACCACCAUCCGGAGCUACAGGGAUGCCAAGCAGUGGCAUCACGAAUCUGGGCAGAUACACCAGCCUCUAUAAGAUGUAAGUUUGUUGGGGUACAAUACAACUCUACGAUAACUUUGGGAGACAAUACUCUAAAAACAGCAGCCCUCUACCGCCGUCCCCGGCUUCUAAACUCACAGGUUGGCAAAAAUCCCAGGGGCUGAGGUUUAAAUUGCAUAAAGUUGAUGCCUCAGC